GCGAAAGAUGCGGCAGAUGACACAUUAGAGAGCACAAAAGAGCAUGCUAAAGAUGUUAAAGACAAAUCAAAAGAAAUUGCUGAAGAUGCAGCAGAAAAAACUAGAGGAUUCUUUGGAAAGUUGAAGGGAUCAACAGAAAAAGCUGUUGAUAAAGUGAAAGACGUAGCAGAUGACACGUUAGAAAGCACAAAAGAGCAUGCUAAAGAUGCCAAAGAUAAAACGAAGGAAGUUGCCGAAGAUGCAGCGGACAAAACGAAAGGAUUCUUUGGAAAGCUGAAAGGAGCAACAAAAAAAUCCGGUGAUAAAGUAAAAGAUGCAGCAGAUGAUUCUUUAGAGGGCACAAAAGAGCACGCUUCCGAAGUAAAAGAUAAAACUAAAGAAGUUGCUGAAGAUGCUGCAGAAAAAACUAAAGGAUUCUUUGGCAAGUUGAGAGGAUCGACAGAAAAAGCCGUAAGUAGGGUAAAAGAUACUGCAGGUGACACGCUAGACAGCACAAAAGAGCAUGCUAAAGAUGUUAAAGAAAAAACAAAAGAAGUCGCAGAAGAUGCAGCAGAUAAAACUAAAGGAUUAUUUGGAAAGUUAAAGGGAUCAACAGAAAAAGCCAUUGAUGAGGCUAAAGAUGCAGCUGAUGAUACAUUAGAAAGCACAAAAGAAGACGCUAAAGCUGUCAAAGAUAAAACUAGCGAAGUUGCUGAAGAUGCAGCAGACAAAACAAAAGAAUUCUUCGGAAAGUUGAAGGUGUCGACCGAAAAAACUGUUGAUAAAGUGAAAGACGCAGCAGAUGACACACUAGAGAACACAAAGGAGCACGCUAAAGAUGUUAAAGACAAAACUAAAGACGUUGCUGCAGAUGCAACAGAAAAAACAAAAGGAUUCUUUGGAAAAUUGAAGGGAUCAACAGAAAAGGCAGUUGAUAAAGUGAAAGACGCAGCCGAUAAUACGCUAGAGAGCACAAAAGAGCAUGCUAAAGAUGUUAAAGAUAAAACAAAAGAAGUCGCAGAAGAUGCAGCAGAUAAAACUAAAGGAUUCUUUGGAAAGUUAAAGGGAUCAACAGAAAAAGCCGUUGAUAAGGCUAAAGAUGCAGCAGAUGAUACUUUAGAGAGCACAAAAGAGCAUGCUAAAGAUGUUAAAGAUAAAACGAAAGAAGCUGCUGAAGAUGCAGCAGACAAAACAAAAGGAUUCUUUGGAAAAUUGAAGGGAUCGACAGAAAAAGUCGUUGAUAAGGUAAAAGACGCAGCAGAUGAUACGCUAGAGAGCACAAAAGAGCAUGCUAAAGAUGUUAAAGAUAAAACGAAAGAAGUUGCAGAAGAUACAGCAGGCAAAACUAAAGGAUUCUUUGGCAAAUUAAAGGGGUCAACAGAAAAGGCUGUUGAAGAGGUGAAAGACGCAGCAGAUGACACGUUUGGAGAAACGACGAAGGAACAUGCUAAGGAUGUUAAAGAUAAAACAAAAGAAGUCGCAGAAGAUGCAGCAGACAAAACUAAAGGAUUCUUUGGGAAGUUAAAGGGAUCAACAGAAAAGGCAUUUGAUAAAGUGAAAGACGCAGCAGACGAUACUUUGGAGAGCACAAAAGACCACUCUAAAGACGUCAAGGAUAAAACGAAAGAAGUUGCUGAAGUUGUAGAAGAAAAAACUAAAGGAUUCUUUGGAAAAUUGAAGGCUUCAACACAGAAAUCUGUUGAUAAGGUAAAAGAUGCAGCAGAUGACUCAUUAGAGAGUACGAGAGAACAUGUUAAAGAUGUAAAAGAUAAAACGAAAGAAGUUGCUGAAGAUGCAUCAGACAAAACUAGAGGAUUCUUUGGAAAGUUGAAAGGAUCAGCACAAAAAUCCGUUGAUAAGGUCAAAGAUGCAGCAGAUGAUAAGUUAGAGAUUACAAAAGAGCACGCCACAGAUGUCAAAGAUAAAACGAAAGAAGUUGCUGAAAACGCAGCAGACAAAUCUAAAGGAUUCUUUGGCAAAUUAAGAGGAUCAACAGAAAAAACAGUUAGCAAAGUGAAAGACACGGCGGAUGACACAUUAGAUAGCACAAAAGGGCAUGCUAAACAUGUCAAAGAUAAAACAAAAGAAGUUGCAGAAAAUGCAGCAGACAAAACCAAAGGAUUUUUUGGAAAAUUAAAAGAAUCGGCAGGAGAAGCAGUUGAUAACGUAAAAGACGCUGCAGAUAGCACAUUAGUGACUACCAAAGAUCAUGCUAAAGAUGUCAAAGAUAAAACGAAAAAAGUUUCUGAAGAUGCAGUAGAAAAAUCUGAAGAAUUCUUUGGACAACUUAAAGAAUCAACUGAAAAAGCAGUUGAUCAAGCAAAAGACGCAGCAAACGAUACGUUAGAGAGCACAAAAGAGCACACUAAAGAUGUCAAAGAUAAAACAAAAGAAGCUGCUGAAGAUGCAGCAGACAAAACUAAAGGAUUCUUUGGCAAGUUGAAGGGAUCAACAGAGAAAGUUGUAGAUAAAGUAAAAGACGCAGAUGAUGAUACGUUAGAGAGCGCAGGAGAGCAUGCUAGAGAUGUCAAAGAUAUAACGAAAGAAGUUGCAGAAGAUGCAGCAGGCAAAACUAAAGGAUUCUUUGGCAAGUUGAAGGGAUCAACAGAGAAAGCUGUUGAUAAAGUAAAAGACGCAGCAGAUGAUACGGUAGAGAGUACAAAAGAGCAUGCUCAAGAUAUCAAAGAUAAAACGAAAGAGAUUGCUGAAGAUGCAGCAGGCAAAACUAAAGGUUUCUUUGGAAAAUUGAAGGGAUCAACAGAAAAGGCCGUUGAUAAGGUGAAAGACGCUGCAGACGACACGAUUGAAACCACGAAGGAGCAUGCUAAGGAAGUCAAAGAUAAAACGAAAGAAGUCGCUGAAGAUGCAGCAGACAAAACUAAAGGAUUCUUUGGCAAGUUGAAAGGAUCAAGAGAGAAAGCUGUUGAUAAAGUAAAAGACGCAGCAGAUGAUACGGUAGAGAGCACAAAAGAGCAUGCUCAAGAUAUCAAAGAUAAAACGAAAGAAAUUGCUGAAGAUGCAGCAGGCAAAACUAAGGGUUUCUUUGGAAAAUUGAAGGGAUCAACAGAGAAAGCUGUUGAUAAAGUAAAAGACGCAGCAGAUGAUACGUUAGAGAGCACAAAAGAGCAUGUUCAAGAUAUCAAUGAUAAAUCAAAAGAAAUUGCUGAAGAUGCAGCAGGCACAACUAAAGGUUUCUUUGGAAAGUUAAAGGGAUCAACAGAAAAAGUUGUUGAUAAAGUAAAAGACGCAACAGAUGAUACGUUAGAGAGCGCAGGAGAGCAUGCUAGAGAUGUCAAAGAUAAAACGAAAGAAGUUGCAGAAGAUGCAGCAGGCAAAACUAAAGGAUUCUUUGGUAAAUUGAAGGGAUCAACAGAAAAGGCCGUUGAUAAGGUGAAAGACGCUGCAGACGACACGAUUGAAACCACGAAGGAGCAUGCUAAGGAAGUCAAAGAUAAAACGAAAGAAGUCGCUGAAGAUGCAGCAGACAAAACUAAAGGAUUCUUUGGCAAGUUGAAAGGAUCAAGAGAGAAAGCUGUUGAUAAAGUAAAAGACGCAGCAGAUGAUACGGUAGAGAGCACAAAAGAGCAUGCUCAAGAUAUCAAAGAUAAAACGAAAGAAAUUGCUGAAGAUGCAGCAGGCAAAACUAAGGGUUUCUUUGGAAAAUUGAAGGGAUCAACAGAGAAAAGCUGUUGA
Ctenocephalides felis (cat flea) is the source of this 3672-nucleotide messenger RNA. RefSeq lists its product as uncharacterized. The transcript is spliced from 2 exons. NCBI's taxonomy places the organism in Eukaryota, Metazoa, Arthropoda, Insecta, Siphonaptera, Pulicidae. Gene Ontology annotation, biological process: lipid transport; lipoprotein metabolic process. The annotation marks the transcript as partial. Gene Ontology annotation, cellular component: extracellular region. Gene Ontology annotation, molecular function: lipid binding. The record is from RefSeq and is a predicted model, not a curated record.